AUGUAUAAUAUUAAAGUCUAUUUGCACGUUCAUUGUUAUCAGAAGUUUGAAAACGAGACAGAUAACAAAAUGUCAAGUAAAAUUGCGAGAUCGGACAUUUUGAAAACGUCAAGUUUCGGUCUACGACCAGGCGGCUUCCUGCACUUCUUCAUCUGGAUGAUGAUUGAUACAUUCUUAAUGCUUUUAAUGACGGUGGGAAUGCUUGUCAUGGUUAACAAAAUAAAUGGCCUAUGUAACUGGAUAACGGAGAAUAAAUGGAUCUCAAUUCUUUUGAUACUACUUGCAGCACUUCCGAUGUUCAUCCUCGCAUUACUCAAAAUACUUAAAAUUCGCCGUGAUGUUGAUCACUUUCUGAUAGGAUUCAGUUUCCUACUAUGUUCCAUGGGAUUCGCCACUAUGUACCGGGGUUUCAAUAUCUUCAAUGCUUCAAUAUCUUUUGGUGUGACGAUAGCACUAACUACAUUUGUGAUCGUUUUGGCUUUAUACCUGCGAAAUUCAUCCACUGCUUUGACCAUCACACUAUUCGCAUUCAUGUGCGUUUUGGUGAUCACUGGAGUCAUUGUGUACGUUGUUCAGAUCAUACAACAUGUACCCCAGCGGAUUUACACAAAUACUAUUGCAGUUUCCUUCGGCAUAGCUGUGGCUUUAGCGAUGUUCUUGACAAUGAACAGACUGCGGUUUUGCA
Molecule: messenger RNA, 685 nt
Organism: Trichobilharzia szidati
Lineage: Eukaryota; Metazoa; Platyhelminthes; Trematoda; Strigeidida; Schistosomatidae
Source: the annotation of a GenBank genome assembly